Messenger RNA from Rhinopithecus roxellana (golden snub-nosed monkey), 3598 nucleotides. RefSeq lists its product as uncharacterized. The coding region runs from base 623 to 2158 and encodes 511 amino acids. The record is from RefSeq and is a predicted model, not a curated record. The transcript is spliced from 5 exons. Lineage: Eukaryota; Metazoa; Chordata; Mammalia; Primates; Cercopithecidae.
ACAGGAACUCCCUCACCUCAAGUCAGACGCCUUUCAUCCCUAAUAUCAGAGGACAUGGAUACCUCCCCCAGGCCGCCCUCUGUCGCCCAAAGCCAGCCCCGAUUUUGUGCAGGUGCCACUCACCUCCUUGAAAGUCCUUCUGCCUCCCAGCUGGCUGUGCUCCCAGCCACCUUCCCUCCCUACAGAUGGGCCAACAAAACCAAGAUGGCAGUGUCUGCCCAUCCCAUGUCCCCCAGCCUGACCCCACAUCCAAGAGAUGGCCACAUAGCCCCCAGCUUCCACCCUGUUCUCCCUACCAGCACCUGCCUCAUGGUGUCAAAGGCAGGUUGCCUUCCAGGCACCUGGACCCGGGAUGCUACUGGGCAGCACCUCCAGCCAGGGCCCUCCUCGCCAAGGCUGAGGCUGCAUGCUGGGGUCACCAGAUGGGACGGAGGGAGGCCUUGGGGUCUGGGGUCCCCUGCCCUGCCCAGAUCUUCCAGCUGAUGCCUCCACAUCUUGGGCGUGGGAUCUGAUGGGGUGAUGGGUCAGGGACUUCUCAGUAUUCUACAGCCCAAAUGCUGCCCAGCUCAAGAGGCUCCUAUCACACCAGAAGCAGGUGUUGCACAAGUCCUUCCCGAAGAUCAUGAGACACCUGGGCAAGGAAGGGCUGUGCAUUGAGGGUUCCAUGCUGACGAGGCUCCUCCGGUGUUUCACUGAUGGGAAAUCCUUCCGGCUCACCCUGAGACUGUGGGAUGUGCUCAUCUUGGAGGGCGAGCGGGUACUGACGGCCAUGGCGCAUACAUCAUUCAAAAUACACAGGAAGCGCCUCAUGAAACUUUCCUGGAGCACCAUCUGGAAGUUUCAGGAGCGACUGUCUCAGAGCUGGGCCCUGGAGGACAACACAGUCCUCAGGAAUCUUCAUGCCUCUAUGAAAGAACUCACAAAAAAACACUGGGACCUGCCACCCCCAGCCGAGUUGGGGCAAUGGUCCUCGAGGGUGUCCCCUGGCAUUGGACCCCUCCAUGAUGGGGACAGACUGGCCGUCCCCACCCCACCAGCUCAGCUCCAGGACCUCAUGCCAUCAGUCCCCCUGGGACAAAAGCCUUGUCCUCUGCCAGCCUGGCCUAAUGGGGCUGUCCCCAAGGCCCAGGCUGAGGUCCAUCAGCACAAAGGGGCUUCUCAAGAACCCAGAACAGAAGACUGCUGUCUGAGGAGCCUGGGGUCUGGAGAUAAGGGCAGCCUGUCCCUGGGUGAGGUCAGGCUUUGUAUUACACGGAAACACUUGUCCAGGAAUGCUACGCCACAGCUCCACACAGACCCGCAUGUCGGGGGUCCAUGUUUCCUGUGCUGCCAUUUUGAACACAGCUCCUGGGACUCUGAGGGGGCUUCCCCAGAGCCCAGGGCAGAAGACUGCUGUCCGAUGGGCCCAGAGGCUCGAGAUGAGGGCAGGAUGUCCCCUGGUGAGGUCAGGCUUCGUAUUACACGGAAACAUUUGUCCAGGAACUCUAUGCCACAGCUCCACACAGACCUGCAUGUCGGGGGCCCAGGGGCUUCUCAAGAACCCAGGGCAGCAGGCUGCUCUCUGGGGUGCCCAGAGGUUCAAGAUGAGGGCAGCCUGUCCCCCGGUGAGGUCAGGCUUUCUAUUACACGGAAACACUUGUCCGGGAACUCUACGCCACAGCUCCACACAGACCCGCAUGUCGGGGGUCCGUGUUUCCUGUGCUGCCAUUUUGAACACGGCUCCUGGGAUUCUGUCAGUUAUAUAUCUUCUGUGGACAGCAGCCCUGGAACAACAAGAUGCACCCCGCCCAGCAAGCCCACUGGGACCGCGACACCAGGCCCUGCCUGGGUUUAUGACAGGGAGGAGGCACUUCGAGAGAUACCCCUGCAACAAGGUGUCCCCUGCCUGAGACUCACAUUGGUAGAACAACAACAUGGCAUGGAGGGAGCCCAGGCAGCGCCUGCCCAGCUGCCUCGCAGCCCCUGCCCAGCUGCCUCGCAGCCCCAGAUGGCUGCUGGACCUUGUUUUUUACUGUUACUUUAUUUUUAUUUUAUAUUUUUGUCUUCUGGGCCUUGGGAAAUACUCAGUACGGGACUUGGUCCCAUCACGGCCUCAGGAGGGAAGGCUGAGCAUGGGGUUCCCACAGCCCCAGCCAGCAGCGUGCCCUGGGGCCCCUGACCCCACCUGUGGGUCACAGCCCCUCCCCCAGGGCCCAAGUCCCCGGCCCAGAGGGACCUGGCUUCAACCUGAGUCCUAGGGGGAGAGGGGCACCGCAGGCCCACACAGGGGACUAGGGCACAGCGAGCCCUGGGUGCUGCGAGAGUUCACAUCAGACAACCUGGGCAAGCUGGGCCAGAGAUGCUGAGCCCGCACAGUGAUGCUAUGGGCAGCUGGCAAAAGGGGGUCAACAGCUGUGAACACUGCUGCCUCUUCCCAACUCCAUCACUGCAGUGCAGGCAGUCUGCACCCCAGAGCCUGGCCCAACAGUGCCCCAAGUGCCCAGGUCUGCUGUGCCAACAUGCCACCUGGAGGCUUUGAGGCCCUGCCUGCCACACCACCCCCCUCCUGGAAGCCUCGUCCUGCAGCUCAGCUGCUGCCACAACCACAGCAGGCACCGCUGCCAAGCUCCUUCCAGUCAGGCUUCCCAGAAGGCAGAGGAGCCUCAGCGGCUCAGACUGUGAAGGUGGUUUCAUCCACAUUUCCAUUGUUCCCACCAAAGAGAAUCCCUGCAGAGGAUGCUCUUGAUCAAAGGUGGGCAAAACGGCAUGCCAGGAGAUGAAGUCAGCUUCUUUCCCUGGCCACCAUGUUAGGCGGGGACAAAGUGGCCAUCAGACAGGCAUGGGACAGAAGAGGCUCAGCAUGCUGCAUGUGCCCUGACCAAGGCUGACCAGGCCAACAGCACUGCCAAGCAUCCCAUCUGCUGACGAGGGACUUGGUGUGGAUCCCUGGGCUGGCACUGUUUCCCAGGAGGACCAGCUGACCUCCUCAGCUGUGGAGGGAGCUGAGAUUGGCCUUCACUGCAGGGAGCCCCUACCUGGAUAUAGACUUGCUUGUCCUGCCUGUCACCAUCAUGGCAGCCCACAUGGUAUUGCUUUUGACCAGGUCACUUCAUUCACAGUGAGGGACAUGCAGCAGUGGCCCCUGACCAGAGAACUAACUGUUCGCACUACAUCAGUCCCCACCUGGAAGCAACUGGGCUUAGGAUCGCUCAGUUACGCUGAAGUGAUGGUUUGUUUUACAAGAUAAAUGUUACGCUUUCUACCGGAAUCCAGUAUACGGUGCUGACUCUCCGACACCCAGAAGGUGUAGUUCUCAGAGUGAAGGUGUGAAAGUGGACGAUGUUCAGUAUUGCACCGAAUGUCUCAGUCACAAAGUUUUCCUAUUCCUGUCCUGGAGAAAGGGAGCUUUGCUGGUUGGAAAGUCUUAGGACCCACGCAGAGUGAAGCUUCCCCCAGGGGAAGACAACAAUGGUUCUAUUUAAAAUGAAGAGACGGGACUAAGCCUGGAACCCUGGGGCAUUCUCUGGUGUUCUUGAUGUUUCCACGUAAAGUAAGUCAAAUAGGCUGGGCAUGGUGGCUCAUGCCUGUGAUGCCAGCACUUUGGGAGGCCAAGGUGGGC